Molecule: messenger RNA, 2240 nt
Organism: Rubroshorea leprosula
Lineage: Eukaryota; Viridiplantae; Streptophyta; Magnoliopsida; Malvales; Dipterocarpaceae
Source: the annotation of a GenBank genome assembly
UAUCACAUGUAAUCUUCCAUACAAUAUUGAAAACAUCAUUAUGAGGAAAACUUUUUGUGCUAUGCUUGUUCUAGUUGUUGUAUUGUUCUUUGGAGCUGCAGAGUUUUGUUCUGGUCGGAAUACAAGCUUUAGCUGUAUAGAAAAGGAGAGAAAAGCCCUCUUGAAGUUCAAACUUUGUUUCCAUGAUCCAUCGCAUAUGUUGUCUUCUUGGAAAGGCAAUGAUUGUUGUGAAUGGAGAGGAGUAGGCUGUGAUAAAAAUAACAAAUAUGUUGUCUCGCUUCAACUCAGGGGAUCAAUAUUUUCUAAUCAAGGACCUCAAUUGUACUUGAUUGACGAUGUAAAGGAGGUUGGUUCAAGUUUGCUGAAGUUGAGAUACUUAGAACACCUGGACUUGAGCAACAAUAAUUUCAGUGGUAAUCUUAUUUCACCCUCCCUUAGCUUGAUGAAGCAGUUGAGGUACCUAAAUCUCUCCUAUGCACAGUUUAGAGGAAGAAUUCCUAGUGAACUUGGAAAUCUUACAAGGCUUCGUGUCCUUGAUCUUUCUCAAUAUUAUUAUGGGGGAUUGAAGGUUGAUGAUGACAUUCAGUGGAUUUCUCGUCUCUCCUCUUUGCAACGACUUGAUAUGAGUGGAGUAAAUUUAAGUCAUGCCUCAUCAAACUUGUUCCAAGUACUUGGUAUGCUUUCUUCAUUAUCAUGGUUGAGUCUGUCAGAUUGUAGUCUAAAAAAUUCUCACCUACCAUCUCACAACCACCUCCUUAAUUUUACGUUACUUGGAAAUAUUCAACACUUCGAUAUGUCACAAAACUCUUUUUAUCGUCCAAUACCUAUUUUUCUCCAAAACAUGACUUCAUUGACAUUUCUUGAUAUGAGCGGAGUAAACUUAAGUCUUACAUCAUCAAACUUGUUUCAAGUACUUGGCAUGCUUCCUUUACUAUCAUGGUUAGAUUUGUCAAGUUGUAGUCUCAAAAAUCAUCACUUGCCAUCUUGCAACCAUCCCAUUAAUUUUACAUUGCUUGGCAAUAUUCAAACCUUAGAUCUUUCAGUUAACUUUUUCCAAGGUCCAAUACCUAUAUUUCUCCAAAACAUGACUUCCUUGAUAGCUCUUUAUCUUUUUAGCAAUCAAUUGAGUGGGAGUAUUUCAAAUAGCCUCGGGCAACUUUCUAAGUUAAAAAGCAUAGGUCUCUCUAACAAUCAAUUGAAUGGGAGUAUUCCAGAUAGCAUCGGGCAACUUUCUAAGGGGGGAGAUCCACAACCACUCUUUAAAGAUAACAAUUUGACAGGAAGGAUUCCUUCUUGUUUUGGAAAGUUUCCGAUCAUGGUGAAUGCAACACGAUUGAUGUAUGACUUAAGUGAUGACUUUGGGGAUCAUGCACUUUUGAUGUGGGUUAUGCAUGGGAGACUCUUUGAGUAUUCUUGGGAUCAAACACCUUUGAUGGAGGUUGUGAAAGGGAGAUACCUUGAGUAUAAAAGACAACCUUUGAGACUCGAGAUCAGUAUAGAUCUUUCAAGUAACAAUCUAAUAGGAUCCAUACCAGAGGAGCUAGUAUUCCUGAAGGAUUUGCACAAUUUGAAUCUGUCUUGGAAUCAUUUCUCAGGAAAGAUCCCUGAGAAAAUUGGACAAAUGGAGAAUUUGGAAUCUCUUGAUUUCUCCAAGAAUGGCCUUUCAGGAAGGAUCCCGAAUAGCAUGUCAAGUUUAACCAAGUUAAGCCACCUCAACUUGUCUUACAACAACUUGUCAGGGCCAAUUCCAACAGGCUAUCAACUCCAAACACUUGAAGAUCCAACCAUAUAUGCUGGCAAUCCUCAACUCUGUGGAGCUCCACUCUUGAACAAAUGCUCAAAUGAUACACUACCUCCGACAACUACCAACUUCAAGGACAAUGAUGAAGGUGCACUUAAAAGAAUGUGGUUUUACAUUGUCAUGUUGUUAGGCUUUGCAAGUGGAUUUUGGGCAGUCGUGGGAACUUUGAUUUUUGUAAAAAAUUGGAGAUAUGCUUAUUUUCAAUGGGUGGAUGAUGUGCAACACUGGAUACUUGUGGUUAUAACAUUGAAGGUGGCACAAUUCAAGAAGAUGUUCAAUGGCAACCAAGAAUAUUAGUGAGCUAUAUAUGGAGUAUGUUUUUGCUAAAUUUAUUAUUAAGUUAGUUGGACAACCCUCUGUUGCAAGGUAUAGUGUUAGGUCCAACUCUGAAUGGCCCAACAUUGAAUUGGCCAAUUUUAAAUGAACACAUAAGUAUUAA